This is a messenger RNA of Pseudocercospora fijiensis CIRAD86, 1918 nucleotides long. RefSeq lists its product as uncharacterized. Bases 62 to 1918 code for a protein of 618 amino acids. The transcript is spliced from 4 exons. Lineage: Eukaryota; Fungi; Ascomycota; Dothideomycetes; Mycosphaerellales; Mycosphaerellaceae. Gene Ontology annotation, cellular component: cytosol; intracellular membrane-bounded organelle. The record is from RefSeq and is a predicted model, not a curated record. Gene Ontology annotation, biological process: glycerophospholipid catabolic process. Gene Ontology annotation, molecular function: A2-type glycerophospholipase activity.
CGACGGAUCUUGCCUCCUUGCUGCAUCCAUUCUUCUUCCCGAUAUUCUCAACAUCCACCCCAUGAAACAAUUCCGUUGGAUAGCAGCUUCGGCUGCCGCAUUGCUGCCUUCAGUAUCCGCCGCACCCGCGAACGACCCUCAUGGCUACACCCCGCAGAUCGUUGCUUGUCCUUCGGUGACUCCAACAAUCAGAAGCGCGAGCGAGCUUUCACAGAACGAGAGGAAUUGGACAGACCUGCGACGAAAUGCCACCAUAGAGCCAAUGCGUGACUUCUUGAGUCGUAUGAACAUCACAGGCAUUGACACGGACGCCUACAUCGACGGUUUCGCAAAUAAUGCUUCGUUACUGCCCAAUAUCGGCAUUGCCAUUUCAGGAGGAGGUUACAGAGCUAUGUUGAAUGGCGCCGGCGUGCUUCAGGCAUUCGACAACAGAACACCUAAUGCUACUGCUACUGGCCAAUUGGGGGGUUUGCUGCAAGCAGCUACAUAUCUGUCGGGUCUUUCCGGCGGUAGUUGGUUGGUGAGCACUCUGUACGGGAACAACUGGACGUCGGUCGCCGAUAUUAUCGCCGCCGGCAACAGCUCAGGCCGUUCGGGAGUCUGGCGGCUUGCAAAUACUAUUUUCGAAGGCCCUCAAGGUGACGGACUUCAUUUGCUUGACUCCAUUGGUUAUUACGCUACUUUGGGAGAUGCGGUCCAUGGGAAGGAGGCUGCUGGCUUCAACACCACCAUUACCGAUUACUGGGGACGAGCGCUGUCCUACCAGAUGAUCAACGCUAUGGAUGGUGGGCCUGCGUACACCUUCUCUUCCAUCGCAGAGCAAGAGUGGUUCCGGCGGGGCGACGCCCCGUUGCCACUCAUCACCAUCGAUAGUCGCAAGCCGGGUGAGACACUCGUGUCCACCAAUUCCACCGUCUUUACUGUGUCGCCCUGGGAGAUCGGCUCUGACGAUCCAACCUUGUACGCCUUUGCACCUCUGCAGUACAGCGGUACAAACUUCUCGGCCGGCUCGCCAAAGAACGACGAGCGCUGCGUCGUUGGCUUCGACAACAUUGGAUACGUCUUCGGCACCAGCUCAUCUCUCUUCAACGCCAUCCUUACUACAGUCAAUGGGACCAACACGACAGGCUGGACUUCGUCUGUUCUGCAAGGUGCCAUUACCUCGAUUCUGUCUGCCAUCGGUAAGGAUGAGGAGGACAUUGCUUCGUGGCCAAAUCCAUUUGUCGACUACGACAAGGACACCAACUUCAACAACAACGAAAUCGACCUCCACCUCGUGGACGGUGGCGAAGACGGACAGAAUAUUCCUCUGCACCCUCUGAUCCAGCCAAACCGCAACGUCGACGUGAUUUUUGCAGUAGACUCAUCGGCCGACACCAACGAUAGUUUCCCUACUACCGAUUCUGCCCCAGGUUGGCCAGAUGGAAUCUCCAUCAUCACCACAUAUCAACGAUCACUCUCGGACAUUGGAAACGGCACUGCCUUCCCAAAAAUCCCAAGCUUGAAUACAUUCAUGAAUCUUGGCCUGAACACCAAACCUGUCUUCUUUGGAUGCGAUGCUUCUCAGCUGGCUGGACCAGCGCCUCUGGUCGUCUACAUGCCGAACGCGCCCUACGUCUACACCUCUAACACCAGCACUUUCCAAAUGGAAUAUAACGAUACUGAGCGAAACGCCAUCGUCUUGAACGGUCACAACAUGGCCACACUCGGCAAUGGCACCGUCGACGGUCAAUGGCCACAAUGCGUAGGCUGUGCUGUCUUGAGCCGUAGCUUGAACAGGACUAAGACGAAAGUGCCGGAUGUCUGCACCCAAUGCUUUGUCAGGUACUGCUGGAACGGAACCGAGGACGACAGCACUCCAGGCAGAUACAACCCUAUAGAAGUACUUACCGCCGGUGACGAUUGCGACUGGGGAUGA